Molecule: messenger RNA, 1442 nt
Organism: Daphnia carinata
Lineage: Eukaryota; Metazoa; Arthropoda; Branchiopoda; Diplostraca; Daphniidae
Product: F-box-like/WD repeat-containing protein ebi
Exons: 9
Coding region: 185-1354 (389 amino acids)
Biological process (GO): regulation of transcription by RNA polymerase II
Cellular component (GO): histone deacetylase complex
Molecular function (GO): protein binding; transcription corepressor activity
Source: RefSeq, a predicted model, not a curated record
AGUCAUGUGUUAUUUUGAGUCCUGAUAAUGUGAGAUAAUAUAGUUUGGGAGCGUGAAACCCGGCGAAUGCGUUCGUCUAGUACUUUAUCAGUUCGGUACCACAACAUCCGACAGCAAGUGUGUCACCGUUCGCCGGCGUGAAUGUUGGUUUUAUUAAAUAGCUGGCCGCAUCGAACACCACAAGAUGGCUGGAACAUGUGAAUCUUGGGAAGAGGACGACCGUGAAGGAGAUUUCAGAAAAACUGGCCAGACGUGUUACAACAGAGAAAAACAAUCGAACGAUGGCGGACAUGUCUUUGACUGUGCUUUUCAUCCGACCCGGCCUUUACUAGCGUGCGGAUUAAGUAAUGGAUCGAUCCGGUUAUUCCGUGGUCGGGAUGCAGACGCAGUGUUCGAUAGCUGGACAAUAGACGACCGAUUCCGAUUGGACAACGCGACCCACAUCAACUGCUUGGCUUGGAACGUGGAUGGAACGCGGUUAGCGGCCGGAUGCUUUGACGGGACAGUUGCAAUAUGGCAGUGCAAUGGAACCGAUGACUCUGUUAUACCUUACCAAGCAAAAGAACAUAAUUUAGCAGUAUUUGACAUCAUCUGGAAUCGAUGGAACUGUUACCUGUUUGCCACACGAAGCCGGGAUGAAGGAGAACUCCAGAGGAUAUUUACAUGGAACUCAGAUUCGAACGAACCAGUGUAUUGUCAAUGCCUCGAACUCGACACGAAAUUCGUUUGGGAUUUCGAAUGGAUCUCUUCUACACGGCUGGCCGCAUGUACUUAUGAAGGAACUAUCCUCAUUUGUGAAAUCGGGUCUAAACUGCCGGUUAGGCGUCUCAGCCACCCUGGUGUACGGAAAGUUCGAUGGCAUUUCGCGUUGCACUAUCUCAUUUCAUGUUCAACUGAUGGAUCAAUUAAGGUUUGGUCUAAAAACAGGCAUCAAGAAGUCGGCGAGAUCCAACUGGAGAACCGAGUCUAUUGCGUCGAUUGCCACGGACUUCGAUCCGGCGGAUCCGCUUUGAUUGCCAGUGGGCUAGAAGAUGGAACAGUUGCCAUUUGGCACGUGACGGAAAACCGAUUACAAAUUCUCAGUGAACAUUAUUUGGAUGCCGUCACUUGCAUCUCGUUUUCACCUGACGGACAGUACCUGGCAACGUUAGAUAAUGAAGAAAAACUGAUUAUUUGGUCUACGGCGAAUUGGGUCGUAAUCUUUCAUCACUUUAAACCAGCAACCGAAUACUGGAAUCAUAUCAGGUGGAAUACCACCAGCAACAAAUUAGCGAUAUCCAGUACUUCUCACGAGAUCCAUAUUAUCGAGCUGGAAGAUGAAUUCGAAGACUGCAUCAGCUCACAUGACGAAUAAAAGUCUACGUCAAUUUAUCCCUUUUCAAUAAUUAAACUGUUGUAUGUACCACAUCUAUCAUCUCACAUACAUGUUGAAAUUUCUACUU